Thlaspi arvense is the source of this 1017-nucleotide messenger RNA. The record is from the annotation of a GenBank genome assembly. Lineage: Eukaryota; Viridiplantae; Streptophyta; Magnoliopsida; Brassicales; Brassicaceae.
AUGGUGGAGGAAAUUCGAUCCAAUGAGGCAGAGAAAAUUAUGUAUGCAACAACAUCUUCGAUUCUGUCUCCAACACCACAAAGUUUCUUCCUUUCUCCUCGUCUUCCUCCGAUUUCGUUAUUCUAUCGGAUAAAUUUUCUGGGUUUUCCUGUAACAAAUUGCUGCUAUGGCGGCGAUUUCGGUCGAGCUUCUUUAUAUAAUCGACGGAGUUGGGAUCAAAGACGGAGAAGUCGAAUCAUAGUACCGAGAGCUAGAGUCUCUCCUUACGAGAUUCUUGGUGUGUCUCCGACGGCGACUCCUCAAGAUAUAAAGAGGGCUUACCGUAAACUUGCUCUGAAAUAUCACCCAGAUGUUAAUAAAGAGGCAAAUGCGCAGGAGAAGUUUCUGAGGAUAAAACAUGCAUACACCACUUUGAUAAACUCUGAGUCACGGCGCAAGUACGGGUCAGAGGGUCGUGCGUCUGGUUAUUCGUACUCUUCGGGUCAGACAAGCGGAAAAAGGAACAGUCAAGUCGAGGAAGAUUUCUAUGGACUUGGAGAUUUCUUCAAAGAUCUUCAAGAAGAGUUCAAGAGCUGGGAAGCUAGUGCGUCCCCACAAGGAACACCGAAAAGUCUUUGGGAGGAAUUAGCGGAAAUUGGGGAAGAAUUUGUGGAGUUUCUUGAGAAAGAACUUAACAUAACCGAUGAAGACAAUGAGGGAUCAAGCAAAAAAGGAGAAAGAUCUGCUUUUGACGAAAGCUCCUCUACGGAGAAAUCGUCAGGGAAUACUAAUAGCACGAAAAACAGUAUAGAAGAUAAUAUUGAUGAGAUCGAAGCAACCCUAGCUCAAUUGAAAAAAGAUCUUGGCUUGCAAUAAUCUCUAAACUUGCCGGAAAAUCUUUUUACGUAGUUGUUUAAGACACCUUUUGUCUUGUGACUAUGUAAUCUCUCAUAUUAUACGAAAAUAUAUAUUUUUGUCGAAACAAAUUUUUCUAAAUCAUAAAGCAAAAUAAUAAAAAAAAUCACAAUCCUAAAUCAC